AUGAGAGAACUUGGAAGAUUACUGAUUUUACUUAGAGAAACUGACAAAGAUAUUAAUUCUCUAGAUGAUGCAAUCCAUCCAAAGAAGUACCCUGCUGUGGUAAAAUGUACAAAAACUCUAUGUGGCUUUCAAGAAAACUCAAAUUCAUACAAUAAUCCAUCCUUAGCACUGAAGUUGGGACAUUCUCUUAAAAAAUGUGCAAAAAUAAAAAAUUCUAUAGCCCUGAUUCAAGGAAAUGGAAAUUCAACCAAAGACGCAGAGGGAUUUUUCACUCUGUGUGAAAACGAAUGGACUGAUUCAGUCUCAAGCAGUGCAUUUCAGACGUUGGCAUCAAACAAAUUGAACAAAGGUCAUGGAUUACCUCUCGCAGAAGACAUCCAAAAAAUGCAAACUCUUCUGAAGGAAAAAACUGAAGAGCUUGUUAUUCAGCUACAAAAAUCAGUGAAGAAAUCUGUAUGGGAUGAGCUGAAUCAAGUGACAUUGGCCAGACUUGUGAUGUUUAACAGACGCAGAGGUGGAGAGUCAGAGAGAAUGACACUUGCAUCUUUCUGUGAAAAAAGGUCAAAGAGUGACUCACUAAAAGAAAUUGAAGAUUCCUUAAAACCACUUGAAAGAAUCCUCUGUAAAACCUUUUCAAGAGUUGAAAUUCGUGGAAAAAGAGGACGCAUGGUCCCAAUCUUAAUAACACCAGCACUAGAGAGGAGCAUAGUUUUGCUAAAUGAAACCAGGGAACAGGCUGGAGUAAGUAAAAGCAAUCCUUAUGUCUUUGCCAGGUCAGGCUUCAGUUCCCUUAACCCAAUCCGAAGCUCAGAUUGUCUUCGAAAGUUUGCUGAAGAAAGUGGGGUUAAAAACACUCAGAAUUUGACUAGUACAAAGCUGAGGAAACACGUUGCUACAGUAUCACAUAUUUUAAAUUUAGAGAAAAGUGACAUUGAAAUCAUGGCAGGUUUCCUUGGACAUGACAUUAGGGUGCACACAUCAUUUUACAGGCUCCCAAGCGAUACAUUACAGAUUGCAAGAAUGGGAACAAUUCUGACUGCUUUUGACAACGGAGAAAUUUUAAAAUACAGUGGAAAAUCAUUGGACCAAAUUGCCUGUGAAGACAUUAAACUUGGCAAUGAAGAAGGUGAAGAGGAUAUGAGCAGUAGUGGAGAGGAAAGUGAUGAAGACAAUUGUCACAGAGGAAAAAAGAGGAAGCUGAAUCCUCCAAAAGAAGCUGCAGAGAAUGAAUCUGACAGUGAAGAGGACAAUGAGAAUGCACAUGGCAUGACUAAGAAAGAAAGGGAACAUGGGAAAAAUACAAAAACAGGCUCCUCAAAGAAACCAGGAAGUGAUGACCAAUACGUGAAAGGGAAACAUAAAAGAGUGCCAAAUACACGACAUCAGUGGACACAAGAUGAGAAAGCUGCCCUAUUGAGAAAUUUUAAGAAGCCUAUUUCUUUAGGAAAAACACCUGGCCAAUUGGAUUGCUUAAAUGCUAUUAGGCAAGAGACAUGUUUAGCCAAGUUCACUUGGAAACAAAUAAAGUUUGCUGUAAAAAAUCUCAUUACAUCUGAAAGAAGACAAGUGAAGAAAAUGACAAAACAGGUGUAGAUUUCUUUACAAA
Ostrea edulis (European flat oyster) is the source of this 1606-nucleotide messenger RNA. RefSeq lists its product as uncharacterized. The record is from RefSeq and is a predicted model, not a curated record. Lineage: Eukaryota; Metazoa; Mollusca; Bivalvia; Ostreida; Ostreidae. The coding region runs from base 1 to 1593 and encodes 530 amino acids. The transcript is spliced from 5 exons.